AACAAAAUCAUCAGUCAUCAGUCUCAGAACAACUUUUACGCGAGCUCAUCGUCUCGUCGUGUUCUUCGUCCGUCGUUUUUGUUCGCGAUAGUUAUCGGUCCGAGGAAGUGCAGCUGAAGUUCUCGGAAUUUUACUACCCCGAAUUUCGGUCCGUUUAUUUGCGUUGGCCUUCAAAAAUCCGCGAUGCGAGGGAAGAAAUGACACAGGAUUAAUCGAAGUUGGCGUUAAUUUUUGCGUUUUUCUUGAUUCGAGGGAGUUUUCGCGUUUUUUCUUCCGUCACCAGCAGCAAGAUUCCGCGGGAGGUUUGUUCAGUUGAGUGAGAAAAAAAGCAAAUUUCACAGUGAGGAAGAAGCACAGUGAACAGAACAAAAUAGCAAGUGUGUGUGUUUGCGCGAGAGGAAGAAGGAACGCCUCGGAAAAUCGGAAAACAGAAGCAGAAAAAUAGAAGAUAGUGAAGAUGUACAGCAAAAUGAAUGGCUAUCCCUCAUCAACAUUUAGGUCGAGUGGUGGCCGAUUGUGGGGAAUGUCGCACUCGCUCCCAUCAGGAAUGUCGAAUUAUGCAUACGGACAGGAUUCGGAUUUCUCGUUCUCGUCGCGACCGCGAAUGUGCGAUAUGCCAUCGAGUAGCACCUUCGGCGGCAAUGCACAGCAAACGUCAUCAUCGAGCACAAGUUCACUGUCCGGAAUGAACUUCGGACCCGGCAGCAACAAUGCCGGAACAAAUCUGAUCGUCAAUUACCUGCCGCAGGACAUGACCGAGCGUGAAAUGUAUUCGAUGUUUUCUACCAUGGGUCAGAUCGAAACAUGUCGAAUCAUGAGAGAUGUAAAGACUGGAUACAGUUACGGAUUCGGUUUCGUUAACUUCUUGUCCGAAGAUGCGGCACAACGUGCUAUCAGGUGUUUGAACGGUUACUCGGUUCGGAACAAGCGAUUAAAGGUUUCAUAUGCAAGGCCACAGAGCGACGACAUCAAGGAAACAAAUCUCUAUAUCACAAAUCUUCCACGAACAAUAACUGACGAACAGUUAGAUAUUAUUUUUGGUAAAUACGGUACCAUAGUACAAAAGAAUAUCUUGAGAGAUAAACUGACUGGCUUUCCACGUGGUGUAGCUUUCGUUAGGUUCAAUAAAAGAGAAGAAGCCCAGGAGGCGAUAUCAGCAUUGAACAAUGUAAUACCACAAGGUGGUAUUCAACCACUGAUCGUCCGAGUGGCAGAGGAUCAUGGACGAGCAAAGGCUGCUCUCUACGUUCCUUCAUAUAACUCAAUAGUACAUAACAACCGAGGUAGAGUACGAAUGCGUAAUAAUCCUUACUAAAUCAAAAAUGUAUCAACACUAAAUGCUUUUGCUCAUGAUUUUCCCAUUUUGAAUGUUGAUUCCAUAUUUUACUUUACCUUGGUUAUUAUCAGUACAUAAUUUGAGUUCUGUUUACUUUACGCUACGAAAAUACUUUUAUAAAAUCUUUUAAGUUGGAAUUGAGUCAGAUAUUCAAACAUGAAACUUUUAAGUUUAUUAUAUCAACUUAAAAAAAAGCAAGAACUAGUUUUACUUAUGUUUAUUAGAAAUUAAAUCAUACCUUAUAUUUGUGAUUUCUCAUCAUUCAAAUGCAUGAUAGUGACAAAACAAUUUGCAAUAGCUGUGCUUUCUCUGAUCGACAUUACCAUCAAUUACACACAUAGCUGUAUAAAGCUUAGAUUUCGAUUAUUUUCUCCCGUAAUUCCUAUGAGCUUCUUUUGUAGGACACUAAAUUCAUAUAGUAAGGUCAUACUGAUCCAUUUCGUGUGUCGAAUGUGCUUGAGCUAUUACGCUGUAUAUGGUUAGUAAAUAUUCAUUGAGUGCAAAUUUGCCCUCUUCACAGACUUAUGUGCUGUAGUAUAUCUUAACGCAAUAGAAAUUUAAAGGCUUUGAGCCAACCUACAUUAAUAUUAUGAUACUAAAAUAUUCUGUCAACUCUAUGUCCUUAGUCGUAGCAUAAAAGAUGUAAUAUGACGUCUUGAAAAUGAUGAAUAAAUAUGAAGGUCAUUGGUGGAAGAAAA
Molecule: messenger RNA, 2034 nt
Organism: Armigeres subalbatus
Lineage: Eukaryota; Metazoa; Arthropoda; Insecta; Diptera; Culicidae
Product: sex-lethal homolog
Exons: 5
Coding region: 458-1315 (285 amino acids)
Biological process (GO): positive regulation of mRNA splicing, via spliceosome
Cellular component (GO): spliceosomal complex
Molecular function (GO): RNA binding
Source: RefSeq, a predicted model, not a curated record